GGGGGCGGAGUUCCGGCUCGUUCCCGGCGGGCGCUGAGGCGAUGGCCGGGGUCCCGCUGCUGGAGGCGCUGGGCCGCCUGUGGCAGGUGCAGGCCCAGCUCGGCAGCGGCGCCUCCGCCUCCGUCUUCCGCGUGCGCUGCUGCGGGGACCCGCGCGCCCCGCUCGGCGCCGUCAAGGAGUUUGUGCCUCCGGCGCGGCCCGGGCCUGCCGCCCGCAGCGCCCCGGACUACGGCUUCGGCAAGGAGCGCGCCGCGCUGGAGCAGCUGCGGGGCCACCGCAACAUCGUGACGCUGUACGGUGUGUUCACCAACCACUUCUCUGCGAAUGGCCCUUCUCGCUGCCUCCUGCUGGAGCUGCUGGACAUCAGCGUGUCAGAGCUGCUUCUCUACUCCAGCCAUCAGGGCUGCUCCAUGUGGAUGAUCCAACACUGUGCCCGUGAUGUGCUAGAGGCCCUGUCUUUCCUUCACCACAAAGGCUAUGUGCAUGCAGACCUCAAGCCACGCAACAUUCUUUGGAGCGCAGAGGAGGAGUGCUUUAAACUCAUUGACUUUGGGCUUAGCUUCAAAGAGGGGAAUCAGGAUGUGAAAUACAUUCAGACAGACGGGUAUCGGGCUCCAGAGGCAGAGCUGCAGAACUGCCUGGCUCAGGCGGGGCUCCAGAGUGAAACAGAAUGUACCUCUGCUGUAGAUCUGUGGAGUCUAGGAAUCGUUUUACUGGAAAUGUUCUCAGGAAUGAAACUGAAACAUACUGUCCAAUCUCAGGAAUGGAAGACAAACAGUUCUGCCAUCAUUGAUCACAUUUUUGCCAGUGAAGGUGUGGUAAAUUCAGCCAUCCCAGCCUAUCACCUCAGAGACCUUAUCAAGAGCAUGCUUCAUGGCGACCAAGCAAAAAGAGCUACAGCUGCAAAGGCUCUGUGCAGCCCCUUCUUCAGCAUUCCCUUUGCUCCCCAUAUUGAAGAUCUGGUGAUGCUUCCGACUCCUGUGCUAAGGCUGCUCAAUGUCUUGAGUGACACUUCUCUUCAGAGUGAAGAAGAAUAUGAAGAUGUGCUGGAAGACAUAAGAGAGGAGUGUCAGAAAUACGGCCCGGUGGUUUCCAUGCUUGUUCCAAAGGAGAAUCCUGGCAAAGGCCAAGUCUUUGUUGAAUAUGCAAAUGCUGGUGAUUCCAAAGCUGCCCAGAAAUUGCUCACUGGAAGGACGUUUGAUGGAAAGCUAGUAGUUUAAACUGCAAUGCUACUGUCCUGUCUGCUGCUAUCUGCCAAGCUGAGCCACAGGGGGAGGACAACAAGAGCUGUCUGCACUGAUGAUAUCAUCCUGUUAAUUAACACAACAUUCCAACACUCUGUAUGUGAAGAUGGCCCUGUUCAAAUCAUUGUCAGCUGGCCUGACUUCACACUCAUGUUCACACUCUGCUUAGAUCCAGACCAUCCUGUUUAAAUGUGACCCUCCCCAAGGCUGACUAGCUCUGGCUGGGCGAGCUGUGCUGUGAUGGGAGGGCUCUGAGGAAGAUGGGGGUAUGGACUGGGGAGCACAUAGAGGGGUGGCAGUAAGCCAUGGGCUUGGGAAAAGGCAUGCAUGGGGGGAGGGGGUGAUGGGAGCACAGAAAGGGGCCGUGAGGAGGAGACAGCAGGGCAUGCACAGGUGUGGCAGGAACCCAGGAUGGGGGUACCCAGGAGUGCAAAGGGACCAUGGGGAGCCUGGCUAGCACAGAGCAGGGGUGGGGAAGAUGCAAUGUUUUGUCCGUGGUACCUUUAAGUGCUCUGUCAUCUAGAUACCAACCUUGAGAUGCAUAAAGUGUCCCCAUGCUAAACCUCUCCUUGCCCACCCCCAGCCCUGAUGGGCACCCAGGCAUAGCCACAGCACACCUUGCGGUGGCCUGAAGCAGCUGGCUCUGGAGGGAGCACUGCUUCACCAGCCCCAUGGAAACGGGCCUUGUUUGGGAAACCCAACACAUCCUUUCUGGGACAGUGUCAAUGGGAUCCAGCCACACGCCAGCCCCGAUGUUGCAGGGACAGGGAGCUUUCCUUGGGGAGCAGGUCACUGGCGUCUCUUCAGUCUGCCUGACGGAGGGGGCAAUUCGGCCCCACAGUCCAGCGAACCUUCCCUCCCCCCUCGGGAUUUGCUCCCUCUCAGCCAGUCUCCAUGUCAGAGAGGCCCCCAAGACUCCCUCAGGUCUGUCCAUCUCUCUGGCUGUCAGACCAUGCCCCACCCCAAUACCCCAUUCAGGGCUGACCAUACCCUGUCAGAGUUACAGGGUUCAGCCACUCCCCCAGUGCCAGACAUGCCUUCGCUCACUCACUGUCUCGCCCACCUGAACUCUGUGCCCCCUACAGGAUGCAGAAACAGAAGCAAAAGUCAAAAUAACAAUUUAUUAGGAGACUGGAAUCCCAUUUCCUGUCCCAGAGGCCCAUCUCCUAUGACCUAGAGACUCACCUUGACCUUGGAGUAUCUUACAAAUUUGGAGGCCCAGCUAAGCCUGUGUGGGAUGUAAUGAGUAGGUGAAGGAUUGUACAGCGGGGUGGGAGACAGCGGCUGCUUCCCAAAACUGGCCAUUUCCAGGCCACACAACGCUGGGGCUUGUGUGCUUUGCUAACUGGAUCCCAGCCUUUGCUCCUUUACAAGGCCCAGUUUUGUUAGGCGCCUGUUCUAAGUAGUAGAGCCAAGCCGUUACUAACCCCUAGAGGGUAGAUGGGGCUUCCUGGUGGAGCAUAGAGGACGUUCUUGUUCGUCUUGGCUGAGCUAGCUACCAAAGAUGCUGGCUGGGUCUUUGUUUAAUAGCUUUAAUAGAUUUGAACCAAAUAAACCUGCAAAAUGCAAACCACUUUUACAAGCUUUUGUCUUUUGGAUGCCCUGGGAAAGCAGAGCCUGAGCCAGUAAGGAUCCUAGGAAUUUGUUUCUGGAUGUUAGUCCUGGCCACACCUCAGUGUGAGCCUUUACAUUCUGCUCCCUGACCUCCCUCUGCAACUUCAGCUACAUACAAACAUUGCUAAAGCAGAACCAACACUGUGUUGGAGGGAAGCCUUCCCAAGCACCCACCUAGUAAGCCCUUGGUCGUCUUUACACAUGGCUUUCCUGUUUGCCUUUGAGCCUUGCUGUGGAGCCGUCGGGUUAAAACCAGGUCUCUCGGAAGAGCAUGUUGAUGGGUGCACCUAUGACUGUGGUGGCACUUGAGCAUGAUUAAAGGCAGCAGGAGUCUGUCUCCUGUACUGAUGGAUCAUAGCGGAGCCAGGCCCCCAUUAUAAGCAAAUGCAUUAGCUCUCCUGUUCAUUGUCUGAUCCCUGGCAGCUCUCCCUUUCUCUGGUUUCCAAACAGGCUGUGCACACAGGCUACAUCUACGCUACAGACCUUACAGCAGCACUGCUGUACUGCUGCAGCUGCACUGUAAGGCCUCCUGUGUACCUGCUCUAUGCCCGCAGGAGAGAGCUCUCCCAUCAACAUAAUUAAACCAGCCCCAAUGAGUGGCAGUAGGUAUGUCAGCAGGAACGCAUCCACACUGGCGCUUCCAUCAGUGUAACUUAUGUCCGUCAGGGUGCUGUUUUUUCACACCCCUGAUGGACAGAAGUGCUAGUGUAGACAUAGCCAAAGAACGCUGCUGCCAAAGCACUUUUCAGCUGAGCUUUUUGCUCAGAGUUGGGGUCCGUGUAGACACAGCUCUCUUGGCAGCCAAGCCAUUCCAUUCCUACCAGUGUCUCUGGCCUGCUCUCGCCCUGGUUACGUGCCAUGCAGAACCCCAGCUUGCUGGGCACAGUCUGUAUCUCCUUGGAGCUGAACAUGGCUCUAGGGAUGGAAGAGAACAUUUAGCACGAUUACAGCCUUGAAAAACAUCACGGAAACUUACCACACUGCCCUUAUCACAAAUACCAUCAGCCCCCUCCUGGUCGUCUAUCUCUACAUCGUUCACUCACUGCUACUAACUCCCCACUCGCUCAGACACACUCCACCACACUCCCCUCCCCUUUGCCCCAGGUUGCCCCCCCCCUCCAAAAGACAAAGCAGUUCUCUCCCUAGCCCCACCAAAUCACCCGCCUCUCUGUCUUCAGAGCUCAGCGGCCACCAUAGCCUACUGGGACUCAAGGCUUCCCUGCUGGCAGGAGUCUUCUGUCUCCUCCUCUCUGCUCUGCUUCCUCUGACAUGGUGGAUUCAAUGUCAUGUACCUACAGUAACUCUCCUUGCCUGGGCCUAGGGAGGGGGCGCCAGCUAGGAGGAGUCUGGGGUGGGUAAUAAGGGCUUGCCAUGACUCCUCCAUUGACUGGUGCUGAGACGAGAUGGAGCUCCCCCUAAAGGCCCUGUUUCGUAACAGCAGCCGCUGCAUUAUUCACACUUCAUUCCCAUUUAAGGUUUUCCCUCCAACCAGCAGGACUAGAAAAAUACUCUAAAAUGAAAACGUAGUUUCUGCUGCAUCGGCCAUGCUCAGACUGGGCAAGUGGGAUUCAGCCAGGCGGGACUAUCAUGUGCUACGUGCGUACAUCAAUCAAUGUUACAGUGCUGUGUGGCCUCUUCAAGGAGAGCUGAUUGCUGAGUCAGGUACUUCAAGCUCUCCAAAGAAGAAACCAGGACUUGAUUCUGGAGAUCUUGGAUGCUCUUCGUUGAUCUCCAGUGCCUCAAGUCUCUGCCCUGUGAGCUGUCAUGUUCUCAUCCCAGCCCUUUGCAGCCUAUUGUUCUGCUCUGGUGUGUGUAGUUCUGUGCCUGAAAGUAUCAUGUGCAGACAUCACAGCUUCAGUCCUAACCUCUGGGAAUUCUGGGACCACAUAGAGCAGGUGUACUGGGAAAUUGUUGAUCCUCUAUCUGUGCCAUGUUUGUUAGAUCCUGCUGGCCAUCAGACAUUCAGUGGCGGCUCAGACUCUGAAGUUCCCAUAUUAUAUACCAUGUUCGUGCUCUAGAGGGCUUUGUAGUGCCCAUAACCUUCAGCUAAGACUGUUCUCCACCAAGAACCUCUAGCAACUUCACUGAUUGCUCUCAGGGUGGUGAAUGUGGAGUAGAAGAUAUUUAUUCACGAAUAGCUACACGUAAAAUGCAUUCCACUAAUGUAGUUUAACAUGGGCAUGAUGGGCCUAGGUAUAGGUAUAAAGCUGGCUACUAGCCAUGGCACACAGUCUUUAGGGACUUAUGGUCAAUCAGACGUGACCUUUGGGAUAGUGCAAUACUGCGUCAGCAAAGAGAAAAGAAUGGUGCAUCAGCUCAUGCGCUGCCAGUGUGCUGAGGAAAGAUGUCAGCCAUAGAUGUAAUGCUGUGCUUGUAGCACAAUACUGUUGGAAUAUGUAGGAGACUUCUAGGGGUUCAGUGAAAUGGGGAGAAAAUCAGGACAGCAGAUAGAGUUCACUUUCCAUGGUUGUGCUGAGACAGUCAACAAAGGAGUGUUUGGGGCAGAGGGAUACGUGCACGGAGAGGGAGUGGAGUGAAAUGCUGUCACCAGUUUGUACAAGGGAGACUGGGUCGGCAGAGGGAAGCUCUCAGACGGGGCAACAGUCUCCUGGCCAGUCAGGACAAUGGGCAUCACCCAGCUCCUGCUGCGGUUUGUACAAGAGUUGUCUGGACUAGAGCAGAACAAUGGCCGAACCCCCCCAUCCCUCCCAAUCUCUGCAGCACGUGAUGCUUCAGGCAGGAUUUUCACAUGUCACUGGUGGGGUUUGUAUUGCUGGGGUAGCGGGAGAAGGAUACCAGGUGACCUUUGAAUGAAGCUCUGAUUUGUUCUUUGAGGUCCUUUGAAUGGAGUCUGACCUGCAUGAGGGGCAGGGAGACUUCACCAGCAAUGAAGUGGACUUUGGAUGGAUUUCUGACAGUGUUUGCACUAAAAUGGGACUGGCGCUGGCAUGCAGCGCACUUCUGUAAUACUGUCACUGGUUGGUGUUUGCUUUGCCUGCUAGAGACUGGAACAAGUGGAGACCAUUGCUCUUAUUACGCUAAACUAGCUAACUAACAAAAUACCUGUGCUUUCUUAACCACUCUGUCCUCUAGGCUACCUUAUCCAUAAUGCGGGACUUAGUGUACAGAGCAAUGUGACUGGUAACUGUGAAGCAGCAAGGCACAAGCUGUGGGCAGUAAACAGUGUCUUGGAAAAAAUCUGCCUAAGUGUAACUGUAAGUAGAGGUGUGUCUACUUUAACAGCUCAUUGCUUGUGGGGUUCAGUGCAGCUGUGCUAGGGGAGAGGCAGAAACUGGUGUUCCUGUCGUCAUAUUGAUGAGGGACAAGGAUGGGGAGGUAAUAUUUUAUGGGACCAACUUCUGCUGCUGAGACACAAGCUUCGGAGCUACUCAGAGCAUAUCUGAAAAGCUCUGUGAGGCUCCAAACCUGUCUCUCACCAAGUGGAGAUGGUCUAAUAAAAGAGAUUCCCUCCCCCACCGCCUCUCUCUCAGAUCCUGGGACCAACAAGGCCACAAGCCUGCAAACAACAGAAAUAUUGGUUCCAUGUCUUUUUUCUUUUUUUUCUUUUUUUUUUUUUUUAAACUGCUGGGCCAGUGGAAAUCCCUCCCCAGAAUAUUUUGGGGCCCUAUCUAGUUAGUAUUGAAGUAUGACUCUAGCCUUGAAAUGAUGAAUGUGCUCCUAGCUUGGGCUAUGCCUACACUUAAACCACGUCAGCAGCACCGCUGCAGCGCUAGAGCAGUUUAAGAGUAGACCCUUACUACAGUGAUGGGGGCGGCUCUCCCAUCGAGGUGAGUACUCCACCUCCCUGGGAGGUGAUAGAAGAACUAGUGAGCUGAAUACUUUUCCUCUUUGUGCAGCAACAGAAUUGACUCUGCUCUUGUCACUAGCACCUCUGCCAAUCCAUUGGAGGUUGUAGCAUUGCCCGUGUAGAACUGAGACCCUGGUUUGGCCUACAGAGCCAUUGUCACGGUGCUGAAGCAGGAGAGGGAAGGAGCCCAUCUUGGCUCUGAGCCCAGGCACGAUUUAUAGGGUUACCUGUUGGAACACUUUCCUUGUAAACUGUUUCCAUAGGGAAAUCAAGGCAAUGGUGUGGGACCAGCAGUAUCACUGAGUCCUGGUUAAGAAGAGAACUUGAGGGAAUGUGCAGUGUGCUCUUGUCUGUGUAGAUUUCCUUGAGAUCAUACAACAGGAGUGUUUGAAACCAUCUGCUCCCUCCCAAGUGUGCGUUGACAUUAAAAUGUUUGGAUGUAACUGUUUCUUGGCCUCGUCCAAAUCUGGCAGCUAAUCAGGCAAAAAAUGUCAAACCUGAGCUGAAAGCAAGCCUCUUCUGUACAUGAUAUGACAGCACGGCCCUGGUUUUGCUCUGAUUUUCUCACAUUGCUUCCGCCCAUGCAUGGUGUUCAGAAAUUUGUGAGAGCCAGGGGUGCUCCCCUCUCUGGGGUCACAUGGCAUUCUGUGAGCUUGUGCCAUCUCCAGUGACCAGCAGGCUCCUGGAAUGGAAGUCUGCUACCUGUGCUUAGGCAGUCCAACUGCUGAUACAGCAACUGGAGAGAGAUGAUGAACCAAAGCCAAUGGGAGGGAACCUGCUUGUGCUGUACAAUCCUCAACUACACAGAAAUGUGCCACAGCUCAUGCUGGAAAGAUCCAUUAGGUCCAGCUUGGUUUCUGGCUGAUGUUCCUAAAGAAGGGGCACCUGCCUUAGCUCUCCAUUAUGUGGUACUGACUAAUGACCCCCUGAUUACUCCUGUGCCAGACUGUGACCUAGAGGCUACUCCACUGACACCCCAAGGUAGCUGUAUAGCAGCACUCAGAGAUGCAAACACUCUGCAGCCUGUUUGUCAGGAGAUGCAAAGGCUGUGAUUCUGGUUGAAGAGCAGUGUAGCUGUUCACUGCCGGUUACUCCUCAAACCAAACAGAAGCCCGAGCUGGUUUAAUUUUGCUCCGCUCUAGCCUCCAUCCACUCUUCAUGGGAGCACUACAUCUACUGUGAUAGUCUCUUAGCCUGUUCCUUAUCUUUCCUUUUUGCUGUAAUCUGGUCUGUAAACACAUGCCUUUGUUCAGAUUAGAUCUAAGCUGAUGUACCCCGUUAUGCACUGUUGCUGAGCUGAUGUGUGCUUGAUAAAGGUGAUUUAAAAAAAUAAAGCUUCACUACAAAGAAGUUAAUUCAUUCAGUCUUUCUGAAACCAAGCAUUGUUGAAAUACCAUGUUAUGGACUCUCUGAUUGGCUAGCUUCAGAGGUUCCCUGCCUAGUGUGCUGGCUUUUUGCAAAUCCCCUUCUUAGGCUCCUCUCUUCCCCCCCCAUUCCUUGUACAGGGGGUGUAGGUGCCAAACUCAGGCUGUGUGGAUCCCAGUGUGUUCCUGUGACUUUUGUAGGCACCUAUAUAGUUAGUCAUUGCAAAGCAGUCACAACACCUCAGUCCCUUUAGGGAGCCGAGCCUGCCUUUUCAAACUUCAGCUUUAACUCUGCCCUGUAGUGACGGGGGAAGGGCAGUGAGGAGAGAAAAUCUGCUGGCUCUAAAACUCAGGGCAGGUCUAUACUACAGUGGGGACCACACUCUGAGAUCGAUCUACUGGCGCUUGAUUUAGCAGGUCUAGUAAGACCCACCAAAUUGACUGCAGAUUGCUCUCCAGUCGACCCCCUGUACUCUACCCCCGACAGAAGAGUAAGGUAAAUUGACAGGAGAUUUUCUCCCAUCGACCCCCCCCCCCCGAGGUGUAGGCCCCGCAGUAGCUAGACCUAAGGUACAUCGACUCCAGCUAUGUUAUUUACAUACCUGGAGUUGCGUAGUGUAGGUCGACUUACUGUGGUGGUGUAGACAUAGCCUCAGUGUGAUCUAAUCUGGGACCCCAUACACUAAAUACCUUCGUCCUAGUCAUUCAUAUGGCUGUAAUGGGAAGUCACUGCAGAGCAGAGCUAAAGUUGUUUGGCUACCCUGACUGUGCAGUUCUAGACCUUGACAUGUUUGGAUUUAGGUUUUACCUCAGCUCUCAAUUUCCUGUAUUUGUAGUCCUUGUUCUUGGGUUAAUUACAUUAGUUAUAUUUUA
Molecule: messenger RNA, 8903 nt
Organism: Chelonia mydas (Green sea turtle)
Lineage: Eukaryota; Metazoa; Chordata; Testudines; Cheloniidae
Gene: UHMK1
Product: U2AF homology motif kinase 1
Exons: 9
Coding region: 42-1220 (392 amino acids)
Biological process (GO): positive regulation of translational initiation; regulation of protein export from nucleus; peptidyl-serine phosphorylation
Cellular component (GO): nucleus; neuronal ribonucleoprotein granule
Molecular function (GO): RNA binding; ATP binding; protein serine/threonine kinase activity
Source: RefSeq, a predicted model, not a curated record